Paramecium octaurelia is the source of this 2065-nucleotide messenger RNA. The record is from the annotation of a GenBank genome assembly. Lineage: Eukaryota; Ciliophora; Oligohymenophorea; Peniculida; Parameciidae.
AUGAGCAGUACUAAUCGUGCUUUUCGUAUGAAACAGGUUCAGAGUCCAAGGCUGUUUUCUGAUCAACCACUAAAAACAUUGCCGGAUGAAAGAACAACUACGGUUUUCAAUCAAUCUCGAAAAAUGGAAUCGCUAUCUAGUUAUGAUAAUGUUAACUAUAUUCACUUAUGAACAAAGGCUCUUGAGAAUAGACUCUAUUACAUUGAGCAGUUAGCAGAAUCAUUGAAGCCCAGCACUUCAAUCGAAUAGACUAGAAUUCUAAAUAGUUUGCAAGAGAUUGCCAAAACACUCAAGAGCAUUUCCAAAACUGAAAUUGAAUUAAACUAAAAAAACAAACAACUCGACCAUGUGACCAUGGAGAGUGUGAUGUAGAAAUAGACAAUACAAAAAUUAAAAGACCAAUAAGUAUAUUAGUAAGUAAGCAAAUUUAGAAUCAUUAUAAAAUGGACAAUGAGGGAUACCUAAAACAAUUAACUCUCUCUCAACAGGAUUAACAUAAACUAUGCAGAGAUUUAUUGCAAUAGAAAAAAUUGGUGGAAGAGUAGUAUAAGAAAAUCAAAUUCCUAGAGAAGAGAAUAGAGAUGAUGUUGGAGAAAAAUCUAUAUGUAAUUCAAAUACACUAAAUAGUCUCAUUCUGAAGAACUCAGGAACACAUUGUCAGAGUUGAUCAGAGACAACGAGUAACUCAAAAGGGACUUAGUCAAAAAAGAGAAAGAAAAUGAAAGACUAAAAGAUUUAAAUUCAAAACUACUUUAAUAAAAUAAUAGAUUGACAAAAAAAUUAGAUUCCUUGAAAACCAAGAAAGUUGGUGUGAAAGAUAUUGUAACCGAAAACCAAUAGAUAAUAAACUAUGCCUUCAAUCCAAAUUCAUUACCAAGUAAUCUAGAAUUUAGAUUGAAUGAUCUUGAUAACGAUGAUUGUGAUUUCUUGUUAGAUCUAAUAGAACAUGGACCAGAAGUCUUUACAAACUAGGUUGUCACACUUGAUUCCACACAACAAAAAAAGGAUCUCAUUAACCUGGUUGCAUGUAUCUUAUAUUGUAAAUUCAAUUAGCUCAAUUUAUAAGUGCAAGAGAUUUCUCAGAAAAAAUUAAUUAAAUUAUGAAUGAAUUUAUAACUAUGAUCAGUUACAAGAAUAUUCAAGAUUUUUAAAUUCAUGUAAGCAAAGCAUUUCGACCCAUCUUUGGAACUGAAAUUGUGCAUUUAUGGAUUAUAGAUGGAAUGACAUGUAGAGCUCAAACUUAUGAUUGCAAUGGAGUUUAACAUGUUGCUUUGUUAACAGAUGGAAUUUUUAGCUAAUUAGUAUUUGAAGAUUAUGGUAUACGUAGCCCAUCAAAAAAAUAGGAAUUGCUAUACAUAACAGAAAACAAUGAAGUCUUUGGAAAGAACUUUCUCUUACUUCCAAUUAUGGGAAACAGCUCAAAACCAUGUGGAAUAUUAGAAGUAUACUAUAUCUAUAUUUUUAGAUACAAAAUAUUUAAGAGAACUUAUUUUUAGAUUCUCAAUAUUAUGGAUUAUUAAUAAAUAUGCUCAGUAAAUCAGUAGUUUAAAGUAUCUUGGAUUUUGAGGCUUUGGUAAAGGAAUUAAAUUACAGAGAUCUGUUUUAUAGAUGUUUUAAUAGAUUGAUCUAAUGUAAGGAUAGGGAACAUUUUUGUUCAGCAUUAUAAGAAUCUGCAAUGCAAAUAUUCUAAAUUGCAUAAACUAAACUCUUAUUUAUAGAGAAUAAUCAAUUUUGGAUUUCAGGCAGAACUUAUCAAUUAUAGGCUGGUUGUGCUUAUCAAAUCUAUUUAAAAGGUAAGUCCCAAAUCUUUACUCAAAUUACAAGACAAGAUCAUUUUGAUGAAAAUACAGAUAUAUCCUCGAUAUUACCUGUGUUUUUUGCGCCUAUUUACUUGAAUGACAAAGUUGCAGCCAUCUUACAAUUUAUUCUAAAGAAGAAGUAAAUGAUUGACAAACAUCCAUUUGGAAAUUAAGCUAAUAUUGGAUUUAGAUUAGACACAAUUGAUUAAGACGCUCAAAAGUUUUAUGAAAUAGUAUAGAAUGCCUUUUAGAUUGUAUUUAAAUGA